CAAUGGUUAGUUUUUUGUAGUCUUGGGUAGUCCAAGCUGCCCAAGAUAUCUUUGUAUAUCUAUGUUCUAUUUUCCUUGGGCUGCUGAAUUUUUUCAGGAUUCUUACAUUUGAUAACUUUGGUAAGCUUACUACCAUUUUUUGCGCAGACUACUAUGGUAGGGAUAUGAAUAAGAGUCUAUUCUGUUUAAGGAUGCCAUAUGUGGGUUAUUUUAUAAAUUGAAAUUUUAAUAUGGUACAAAAAAAACGAUGCUUUCGUCAUUUUUCAUUGCUGGCAGACAUAUAUGGCAAGAAAUGAGAAUGACCAAUCAGGAGAGUAGACGUGGCCGGUUUUGAGCGUCAGCAAAGGCAUCACGGCCCUAUAAAUAACUGUGUUUCUCCCCUAAAUUUCUCAGUCCAUUAUCAAGAAUAGCUUUUCUGUUUCCAUUUAGUUGUUUAUCUAUGGCAGGAACAUCGGGUGCAGGUCGCAGAAGGAUGCAAAUCAGGAGGAUUCCACGCUCUGCUGAUGCUCCGGAGGUUGCAUUCUCCAAACGUUGUUCUGAACUCUUCAAGGAGGCUAGUGAGCUCUCUACCUUAUGUGCUGUUGAGACUGCGCUUGUUAUCUUCUCUCCAGAGGGUAAGGCCUUCUCUUUUGGGCAUCCUUCUGUUGACACAGUUCUGAACAGACUUGUGAACUCUGGGAAGCCUGAUUCUGAUUCAAGUCAGCAUGCCCAAGAUGAUGAUGAGGCUACUCUAGAGGAGCUUACCAAGAAAUGCUCCGCUCUGCUGGAAGAAUUGGAAGCUGCACAAAAACGGAAUGACAAGCUCAAGGAGAUGCUGGAGGAGGACCAGAGAAGGAUGAAUUUGUUGACUAGACCACUUGAUGAGCUCAGCAUUGAGGAGCUGACGAUGGUGACAUCAAUAGCAGACGAGCUGCUUGAGAAAGUGGGGCGUAAGAAGGAACUGUUGGUUGGCUCUGCUGCUCCAGCAGCAGUCUCUGGUGGGGAAAGUGAUGCUUCUAUUGGUGAUCCAAAAGGGGAGACUUCUUCUGCUGAUGCUCCUGGCCAUAACAAUGGCCAGGAUGAGUGAUCCCUUCCCGGAUCAGUCACUGGGGAGGGGUUUUACCUAUGUGCCUUCCGCCCAAGGUUGUCUAGAUUUGUGCUGUGGGAACUGGUCUUUCCUCUCCCUUGUUGACUGCCCAUCUCCAGAACGGGGAUGUGGAAUAAAUAAAAAUCAAUAAUAAUAAAGAAUAAAUAAAUCUUUGAUCUUUCAUGCUUGUGCCAUUGCAGUCUUAUACUUUUGAUGAAUGCUUGAUGAUGCAAUUUCUUUUCUGUUUCAUGCUUUCAUUCUGAAAAUACCAAUCUUGCAGACAUGGUCUUGGCAGUAGUAUUGUUGUUGUGUAUGCCAAGAGAGUGCUUGCAUAGCAUCAAUCCAAUAAACAUUUUUAAUAAGU
Molecule: messenger RNA, 1430 nt
Organism: Rubroshorea leprosula
Lineage: Eukaryota; Viridiplantae; Streptophyta; Magnoliopsida; Malvales; Dipterocarpaceae
Source: the annotation of a GenBank genome assembly